Rhizophagus irregularis DAOM 181602=DAOM 197198 is the source of this 1031-nucleotide messenger RNA. RefSeq lists its product as uncharacterized. Gene Ontology annotation, molecular function: GTP binding; GTPase activity. Gene Ontology annotation, biological process: vesicle-mediated transport; intracellular protein transport. The record is from RefSeq and is a predicted model, not a curated record. NCBI's taxonomy places the organism in Eukaryota, Fungi, Glomeromycota, Glomeromycetes, Glomerales, Glomeraceae. Gene Ontology annotation, cellular component: plasma membrane; cytoplasm.
CAAAUCUUCUUUUGUUAGGCUUUAUAAACCUGUGUCCCCUUUCUACUUCAACUCGCCAACUCUUUCUUGGAAUUUCAUAACCGCGAAAGCUUUAAGAGCAUCACGUCCUGUUGUUAUUACUUUUAGACUUUUUUCAAUAGAAUAAUAUUUUUUAUUCCCAGAUUCAUAUUUUAUCAUAUAUAAUAAACAGCAAUGGGUCUGUCAAUCUCUAAACUUCUUGCUGGUUUAUUCGGCAAGAAAGAGAUGCGAAUUCUGAUGGUUGGUUUGGAUGCUGCUGGUAAAACCACCAUCUUGUAUAAACUUAAACUAGGUGAAAUUGUUACAACCAUUCCUACUAUUGGGUUCAACGUUGAAACCGUAGAAUAUAAAAACAUUUCUUUUACUGUCUGGGACGUAGGCGGUCAAGAUAAGAUCCGACCAUUAUGGCGACAUUAUUUCCAAAAUACUCAGGGUAUCAUUUUUGUUGUUGAUUCAAAUGAUCGUGAACGUAUUUCAGAGGCUAGAGAGGAACUUCAACGUAUGCUUAAUGAAGAUGAGCUUCGUGAUGCACUUCUUUUAGUAUUUGCCAACAAACAAGAUUUGCCAAAUGCCAUGAAUGCUGCGGAAAUUACUGAUAAACUUGGACUUCAUUCUCUUCGACAACGUCAUUGGUAUAUUCAAGCAACUUGUGCUACAAGUGGAGAUGGUCUUUAUGAAGGGUUAGAAUGGUUGAGCACUAAUUUGAAACGAAAAGUUUAGAGUAAUGAUAUUUUUAAUUUAAUUAUAUUAUAAUUUUAAUAAAUAAGAUCUUUAGGAAUUUAUUUUGUACGAUUUAUGUUAUUAAAUUUGUUCAAAUAAUUUUUUUUAGCCUCAAACAAAAAAAAGAUGCAUAAUUUGUUCUUAUUCUUAUUACCGAUCCAGGAAAAUCUGUCAAUUAUUCUUUGGUUAGCGGGAGGGUUGGAGUUAUUAUUAAUGGAGUUACUAUAAACAUUUAGUUUAAAUAGCAAUGCUUCCAAAUUUUUUAUAUACCAUUUUCUUUUUUUUUUUUUUUU